AUGGAGUUCGCUAGUCUAACACGACCGGCGAUUCUAUGUCAAUGUUCAAGGUGCUCCAGUUCGUUAGCGGUUCUGGAGAAUGAAUGGGCAAAAUUAUCAAAUGCCUAUUCUCUUGCGACAGCAUGGUUGAGUGUCAACUUCAACCGUAUCUCCGUCUCUUCGGAGAGCAAGCAGAUCCCUCCGACUCCAGAUAUGCAUCUUUUACGGGGACGAACGACUCAGGAGGUCACUUGCAAACUAUGUCAACAGAAGUUAGGUGCACUUUGCACCCUGGACAACGGACCGAACAUUUUUUGGAAGAUGUCCAGAGUCGCAUUUAGAGAAGUCGUGACGAUGCGAACCGCGGAACCUGUUUUCAAAGAAGGCGCCCUUGAACGAUACCUCUGCCCCGCUCCGAAAGAAAUCCCUGGUCGAGAUCGCACCUCCAUUCAUGAUGGCGCGUUGGUACCUAAGAGCGGGUCCGAUCCUGCCUCAUUCGAUUCGACCAUGCAACAACACAUGCAACAUCAGGGUCGAAGUAUUGAUCAGAUCUCGAAUUCGGUGAACCAUUUACAAGACACAAUGACCGACCUCAAACACUCUUUUACUGCCAUGCGUAUCGAGCUCAACGGACCUAGCCAUCACCUAGGCGAAAAUGGAAACCUCAACAGCCAUGGAUUCGACAUGAUUGCGACCGUAUUGAAGGAACUCAAGUCAAAAUCGGACGAAAUCGAGAAAUUGAAACUAGAGAUCGAGGCUUUGAAGUUGAAAAAUAGAUUUAUGGAGGAGCGCAAGCCAAGCAAUAGUGAUUAUCUGUCCACAAUGAACGGAUCGCUCCCUGAGGUGAAGAGUCCUGGUUUGCUCCAGGCUGGAAGAAAACGUGCAUGGCCUGACGCGUUUUCCAACGAUGGAGCACGCACGGUCGCUGACUCGUUUGGCGAAGAAGACUCGAUUGAAGAUUUGACCUUGACCAACAACCCACCAACUUACUUGGUUAGCCUUCCAAUCAGUGAAUCACAUGCGAUCACCAACGGGCAAAAUCAACCACAGACCACACCCGACUCUUCAAACUUUCUUACCGACAAUAAUGAGCAGCGCCUAAAACCAGAUGAUACCAAUCAUGCAAAUGGGUUUUCACAAACAAGUCCGUCUAAGCGCUUGCGGCUCACAGAGACAGCAGCGGAAGAAACGCCUCAAGAAUUACCUCGGGAGAAAAAGCGACAGGCGCGAUCACGGCAGUCCGACACCCAAUCCGCAAAACCCAACCUUUCUCAGACACCAAAAAAUCCUCCGGCGGGCUCGGGGGAAGGUGUAGAAUCUAACCCUCCCGUUCAAGUUCCCUUAUCCAACCACACUACCAAUUCUCAACCAGCUCGCCGCGGUCGCCCUCGACGAAGUACUCGUUCACAUUCAACAGGGCCAACAGAAGCCAAGAAAUCCCAAACAGCGAAGACCGAUUCUUCUACUCAAGACUCUACCAAGAACCAGUCAAAUGGAGACCGGAGAUCAUCUAAGAAAGAUACCACGAAGGGGAACAAUGCGGAUGAUAGUGCUUCUGAAAAUCCAACGAUGAGCGCGGAGGAAAAGCGCAAGGCUAAAGUCGCGGCGCGGGACGUCAUGACUCGAGUGGCUAUGCAGCGCGAAGAAGCUAUGGAAACUGAUGAGAUUCGAUGA
This is a messenger RNA of Penicillium angulare, 1653 nucleotides long. RefSeq lists its product as uncharacterized. The transcript has 2 exons. The coding region runs from base 1 to 1653 and encodes 550 amino acids. The record is from RefSeq and is a predicted model, not a curated record. Lineage: Eukaryota; Fungi; Ascomycota; Eurotiomycetes; Eurotiales; Aspergillaceae.